CUCUCUCACACACACACACACACACACACUCUCUCUCUCUCUCUCUCCUUCACAAGCAUUUUCCUCUUUCUUUAAUACCACCCAUCUCCCCCACCUCUGUCCCUCUAUAUAUAUAUAUAUACUCAUAUACCUCUCUAAAACCCAUAACCCACUCACCUCAAGCAAUCUCUCUUUCUCUCUCUCUCUCUCUAAAAUGGCAUUUUCAAUGGUUUUGUUUGUUGCUCUGGCAGUGAGCUCUUUGAUGGUUGUCUCUGGUGCUGGUAACUUCUAUCAAGAUUUUGACUUGACAUGGGGUGACCAUCGCGCCAAAAUUUUCAAUGGAGGGCAGCUUCUGUCUCUCUCUCUAGACCAGACCUCUGGCUCUGGAUUCAAGUCCAAGAGAGAGUAUCUGUUUGGGAGGAUUGAUAUGCAGCUCAAGCUUGUUGCUGGAAACUCUGCUGGCACUGUUACUGCCUACUACUUGUCCUCUCAAGGACCUACUCAUGAUGAGAUUGACUUUGAGUUCUUGGGCAACCUUAGUGGAGAUCCUUAUAUCCUCCACACCAAUGUGUUCACUCAAGGGAAAGGGGGCAGGGAGCAACAAUUCUAUCUCUGGUUUGACCCCACAAGAAACUUCCACACCUACUCCGUCAUCUGGAAACCCCAACACAUCAUUUUCUUGGUUGACAACACUCCCAUAAGACUAUUCAAGAAUGCUGAAUCAAUUGGUGUUCCCUUCCCCAAGAACCAACCUAUGAGGAUUUACUCUAGCUUGUGGAAUGCUGAUGAUUGGGCCACGAGAGGCGGGUUAGUGAAAACUGACUGGUCGAAAGCACCUUUCACAGCGUACUACCGGAACUUCAACGCCCAAACCUGUGCUGGAUCUUGCACUCAUGGCACCUCUUCUAGUUCAGCACUCUCAAAUGGAGGGUGGCAGACGCAAGAACUCGAUGACUACGGCCGGAGAAGAUUGAGAUGGGUUCAGAAGAAUUUCAUGAUCUACAAUUACUGCAGUGAUUUAAAACGCUUCCCUCAAGGUGUUCCUCCAGAGUGUAAGCGACCAAGGUUUCUCUAGAAGACACAAUUUCAAGUGGUGUUUGUAUAAUAUAGUGAAUGGGUGAAGAUUCUUUAUUUUUCUCUUUGCAUUCAAGCUUCGGUUGGCCUGGUAGUUGAUGUCAAAUAAAAUAAAUUAAAUUAUUUUCAUCUUGUUAGUUUUUUUGAGUAAUGUACCAAAUCUGUUUACUCAACUUGUGAGCUUGGUGGUGUUAAUUUCCUUGUCAAAAUAAUCAAAUGUCUUGUUACAUUCACAA
This is a messenger RNA of Cornus florida, 1289 nucleotides long. RefSeq names its product xyloglucan endotransglucosylase protein 1-like. Gene Ontology annotation, biological process: xyloglucan metabolic process; cell wall biogenesis. The transcript is spliced from 3 exons. Gene Ontology annotation, molecular function: hydrolase activity, hydrolyzing O-glycosyl compounds; xyloglucan:xyloglucosyl transferase activity. The coding region runs from base 194 to 1054 and encodes 286 amino acids. Gene Ontology annotation, cellular component: cell wall; apoplast. NCBI's taxonomy places the organism in Eukaryota, Viridiplantae, Streptophyta, Magnoliopsida, Cornales, Cornaceae. The record is from RefSeq and is a predicted model, not a curated record.